CGAGCGAGCGAGCGAUGCGGUGUGAUGCGGUGCGAUGUGAUGCGCGAGCGGCAGUGGUGAUCUAGGACACAGCGUAUAGGAUACAGGGUACUGGGACUGGGACACGGGGGCUGGCAUACAGGCAUAUAGGGAGAUACCAGGGACACAUGCGACGCGCCUCUGCGCGACACGUGCUAUUAGCGAACGGCGCGACUUGCAUAGCACCCGUUGAGCCACGCGCUCCAGGUGUCUGGCGUUGUGGGCUUUGGCCGGGGGCCCGAUGGAUGGGCGUACACGAGCACCACGCAGCGUGGGAUGAAUGCAUAUGUACUUUUGCACGCGGUGCUUUUGCACAGUAUCCCUCCAGAGAUUUCUCCUGCAGACAGUGCUCCUCCCGACAGUGCUUUUGCAGACAGUUAUCCUGCACACGCUGCUUUGCACAGUUCCCCUCCAGACAGCCCUAUCACAGCCCAGUGCCAGACAGUGCCUUUACACCCCCGUACCACCGCCGUCGCUGUGUCUCACGCGUGUGCGCGCCGCCAAAGCCAAAGCCAGAGCCAGAGCCGUUGUCGUGCAUUAUGGAUAUGGCUCACCGCGUCGUGUACCCAACGUUACGGCAUGGCACUGUAUGGCACGCUGCAUCCAGCAUUUGGUAUCCCAUUCCGUCCCUGUCCAGCAUCCCAUCCAGCAUCCCAUUCCAUCCACCGUCCAGCAUCCACCAUCCCGCCUACAAGCCCCCCAUCCACCGAACACCCGAGUCCCCCCCUUUCCUGCUCCCUAGCACCAUCCACCAUCCACCAUCCACCCCUUCCACCCCCGUUCCAGCGCUCGUCGCCGGUCCCCGCCGGUCAUCGCGGUUGCGGUUGCGGUUGCGGUUAGGGUUGGGGAGCCGGGCUUGUACACUCAUCACUGACAGUUCGCUAACAGCACUGAAGGUAAGUACGGUGCUGCGCUAAGCGCUUAUCUGACGCACGUCACGCAUGUAUGUGUGUGUGUGUAUACAUGCACCUGCACACGGUCUCGAAAAGGCAACUCCCGCAAGUGUCGAUGGCGGGCGGGUCUAGGCUCGGCGGCGUCGUACGAGGGGCGUGGGCGAGAUGUGGCUGUUAGUUGGCAUCGCUGGGGCUGCAGCUGGGGCUGGAGCUGGGGCCGGGGUUGCGGGGCCGCGGAUAGGACGGGGUC
This is a messenger RNA of Boeremia exigua, 1161 nucleotides long. RefSeq lists its product as uncharacterized. The coding region runs from base 147 to 935 and encodes 262 amino acids. NCBI's taxonomy places the organism in Eukaryota, Fungi, Ascomycota, Dothideomycetes, Pleosporales, Didymellaceae. The record is from RefSeq and is a predicted model, not a curated record. The transcript has a single exon.